This is a messenger RNA of Pygocentrus nattereri (red-bellied piranha), 3322 nucleotides long. RefSeq names its product F-box and WD repeat domain containing 2 (gene fbxw2). Bases 472 to 1839 code for a protein of 455 amino acids. The record is from RefSeq and is a predicted model, not a curated record. Gene Ontology annotation, molecular function: protein binding. The transcript has 7 exons. Lineage: Eukaryota; Metazoa; Chordata; Actinopteri; Characiformes; Serrasalmidae.
CUCGUCGCUGUGCUGGGUUAACGGGUCCUCUCCGCUUUAGCCGUUAGCCCAUUUCUAUAACGGGUGCUUAUUAAAACGUUCAGCAUGUCUGAUUCUUAAUUCAUGACAGUGUCGAUGAGCAGAAUGUUUAUUUAUAUGUUAAUGCAGUCAAAUAGCAUUUAUUCUAUAUUUUAUCUUUAUGCUUCACAUAGCUAAAUAUGCUCUCUGGCUAUCCAACGAUUCGGCUUCUAGCUUAGUUAGCUCAACAAGCUAGUCAGACUUUACCGAGCAACAGAAUUUAUAUAAUGUUUUUUGCUACCAAGUUAUAAAAUAUAACCUUAGUUGUUAGCUUGCAGUAGGGCUGCUCUCAGUAACACCGCUGGUUCGAAAUUUAUUUGAAGAACGAAACUGGUUUUGAAGCAGCUAGCUAGUUAGCUAACACCCUGCUAACCAUUUGAUUCUACUGGAAAUGGUAGACGCCCUCAUGUGCCCAUGGAGAAGGAGGCCUUCGAGGGAUGGCUGGAGUCAGUCUCCGCCUCCUUCCUGGCACUGAAUGACCAGCAGCGCAAUCAAUCACUGGACCACCUGAUUUCGCUGAGCGGUGCCGCCCAACUUCGCCACCUGUCCAAUGGCCUGGAGACACUGCUGAAGCGGGACUUCCUGCGGCUGCUGCCGCUAGAGCUGGCCUUCUACCUGCUCCGCUGGCUAGACCCGCAGACAUUACUUACCUGCUGUUUGGUGUGCAAGCAGUGGAACAAAGUCAUUAAUACUUGUACAGAAGUAUGGCAGGGUGUGUGUAGAGACCUGGGAUGGCGAAUUGAUGACUCCAUCCAGGAUGCUGCGCACUGGAAACGGGUGUACCUGAAGGCCAAGCUUCGCAUGAAGCAGCUGAAGGAGGAAAAUGCCUUUGAGACCAGCUCCCUGAUUGGGCACAGUGCCCGAGUGUAUGCGUUAUACUACAAGGAUGGUCUCCUCUGCACAGGUUCUGAUGACCUGUCAGCCAAACUGUGGGAUGUUCGCACUGGCCAGUGCAUCUACGGCAUCCAAACACACACCUGUGCAACUGUGAAGUUUGAUGAGCAGAAACUGGUGACAGGGUCUUUUGACAACACCAUUGCAUGCUGGGAGUGGAGUACAGGUGCCAAAAUUCAGCAGUUCCGUGGACACACUGGUGCAGUGUUCAGUGUAGACUACAAUGAUGAGUUGGACACGCUGGUCAGUGGUUCAGCAGAUUUUACUGUCAAAGUGUGGGCCCUGUCAGCUGGAGCCUGUCUUAACACCCUCACUGGACACACAGAGUGGGUCACUAAGGUACUCCUACAGAAAAGCCAAGUGGAGUCCAUGAUGCACAGUCCUGGUGACUACAUUUUACUGAGCGCAGAUAAAUAUGAAAUCAAGGUGUGGCCAAUAGGACGAGAGAUCAACUGCAAAUGUUUAAAGACACUAUCUGUGUCUGAGGACCGUAGUGUCUGCCUGCAGCCCCGGUUACAGUUUGAUGGCCGCUACAUUGUCUGCAGUUCAGACCUAGGUGUCUACCAGUGGGAUUUUGCCAGUUUUGAUGUCCUAAGAGUCAUCAAACCACAGCAAGACCCAGCCAGUCCUUCCUUGCUCAGCUUCGGAGAGGUGUUUGCCCUCCUGUUCGAUAACCACCACUUAUACGUCAUGGACUUGAGGACUGAGGCCAUCACUGGCCGCUGGCCGUUGCCGGCCUACCGUAAAUCCAAAAGGGGCUCCAGCUUCCUGCCAGGAAUCACUUCGUGGCUCAAUGGAUUCGAUGGCAAGAACGAUGCAGGCCUGGUGUUUGCCACCAGCAUGCCUGACCAUAGCAUUCAUCUGGUUCUGUGGAAGGAGAACGGCUAGAAAUCAGUUGCACCCCAGCUAUGAUUGACUGUAGGGACUUUGAAAAUAAGAAAAGGGUGCUCUUGAUUUCUGAAACUCGCAGCCAACUAAGUUAGAUAUUGCAUGGACCAAAGUUUUUCUUUUUCUUUCUUUUUUUCUCUCUGCUCUCUUUGCUUUUAGGUUCAAGAACAAACUGGCUCGCUCACUCUCUCUUGGUCAUGUACAGAAUCAUAUUUGCACAUUCAAACAUCAUGCAUCUAGCAGAGGAGUCUGUGGAUAUGGCAAUGGACAGAAGGUUUGACUAUAUGAGUUCAACCUGCUUUUAGUUUUAUUUGCAUACAAGUGAUUGGUAGAGAAAUAGAAACAGCAAGACAACAGGGAACCAAGCACUUGACUGAAAAGUAAUAUGUCCCACUGCGGUACAAUCACAAUUCUUGCAACAAAAAAAAAAGUUACAAAGUAAUUUGUCUGAGUAUAGUAUUUUUUCAUUAAACAAAAAAUGUAUUUGUUGGUCAAAAAUUUACUUUUGGAGUACAGGGAAAUGUUGCCUUAAUUUGUUUUACUUUUUAGAAGAGAAUUUUGCAGAUGGCCACAUGCACACGCUCUAGCUUGCAUCCCAGACAUCAGCAGUAUGUGUUCUUUUUAGGUAUUUACAUUGGUGUGAUAAACUGCAGCUUGGUUUGUAUGGAAAUCAUCAUGUUUCACUAACACUGAAUCUUUGUUUUAAAUAUUCACUUGAAAUUAGUCAUGUGCCUUUUAAAUUUUUUUUACGUAUGUGACAAAUCUUGAAAUCCAUUAAUACAACCCCUAACUUCAGUAAGAAAAGUACGUUAUUUUAUACACUUUCAUUAUUUUUAUAACCCAAUGUAACCAACACCACUAAAUGUACUAUUUACUAUAUUAUUUACACAGGCUAAUUUGCUUGAAAGUGUUUCAUGAGAAUAUUGCUCAAAAUUUUUUUUACAUCUUCAUUUUAUAAGGUUGCUCUAAUUCAGCAGAAAAUAAAAGCAAGGCUACAGUUGUAAUUUUAAAUAUAUAUUUUCCAACCCUGUAGUUCUGCAGGUCCCCGUAGAUAUAGUUUUUUUUUGCUUGAAUCAUGAGAAAACACCUGCCUAUAGCUUUUUCUGUCUUUUGGUAGCAGCCCAAGAUUUGGCACAUUUUCUUUAGUGCUUUUGCAGUUUUCUCUUAACAUCAGCUUGCGAAUAUGGAAAGCUCUUUUGGUUAUGGUGGUUGGGGAAGCUUUAAGCCAUGACACAGAAUGAAAUCAAGUAUCUGUGCAAAGGCACAUUUAUUGAUGUCAUCAAGGCUUUAAUGCUGGAACUCUGGCUUUGACCUUCAUCUGCGUAGUUGGCACAUCACUUCUUUCAAAUGUAGACCUCACUGUAACAGUCAUUUAUGCCACUGUAGACAAUAAUGCCAUCCAUUCACAAUUAGCAAAUUCCUGGUCUGUUGGUUGUAUUUAAUUAUAUGCUGUCUUUCAAAUAAAUGAAAGUAGCUGUGGGUA